Messenger RNA from Podarcis lilfordi (Lilford's wall lizard), 18439 nucleotides. The record is from the annotation of a GenBank genome assembly. Lineage: Eukaryota; Metazoa; Chordata; Lepidosauria; Squamata; Lacertidae.
CACCCAGCAACCAAUCAACAGGCUCCUCCAACACGACCUGGUCACGCGGUUGGAGAGCUCGUUCCCUAGCAACCGCCGCCGCGCGCCGAUGAAACGGGCAGCAGGACGGAAGCAUUCCGGUCUCUAUAGGCUGGCCCCGCCCACCCGGCCGAUCCGAAGGACGCUAUUGGUUAGCUGCGCGAUCAAUCCCGCUCCCGCCCGCCCACCCGUGAGGUUGUAGACGUGGUACGGGGAUGAGAAAGCGGUGACUUAGGCGGCCGCUCCCGCCGAGGGGAACGACCAUGGGGCUUCCGUGGCUCGCCUGGGCCGUCCUGUGCUGCGCCGCGUGGCUCCCGGCGGCGCAGGCCAAGACGGUCCGGGGCGGCUUCUCCAGCGCGGCCGCCGGAGCUGGCCAGGCGGCGGCGCAGUUCCAGUUCCACGGUAAGCGGGGCGCUGCCCGGCCCGGAGGAGGAUCUCGCCCAGCGCCUUUGCGCAGCGCGAUCCUAUGCGCGCCGAGCUCGGGAUCGAGCGCAGCAGGGCCUUCGGUUGGGAGAAGGAGGGAUGCGAGGGACCCCGUGCCAGGGCCUUUUCUGCUGUUUGCGCACGUUUCCACGCGUUAUGCGCCUUUGCGCAGUGCGAUCCUAUGCGCACCGAGCUCGCAGCAAGGCCUUCGGUUGGGAGGAGACGGAGGGAUGCGAGGGACCCCGUGCCAGGGCCUUUUCUGCUCUUUGCGCCCGUUUCCACGCGUUAUGCGCCCUUUUGACAAGGGUUUGCCCCGACUCUAGGGGGCUCUGAGACUCUCCCCACCCUGAAGUCCACCGCCGUUUGGCUCCCCCUGUAGCUACGGCUCUGUCUGGACCUCAGCUGAUCUUGCAGCCAUAUAUAUCGUCACCUAUAUAGGUAAGGUAAAGGAUCUCUGGAUGGUUAAGUUCAGUCAGAGGUGACUGGCACUCAUCUCGCCAGCAUGAAUAAACCGCUUCUGGCGCAACGGCAUCCCGUUACGGAAACCAGAGCGCAUGGAAAUGCCAUUUACCUUCCCCGCCACAGCGGUACCUAUUUAUCUACUUGCACUGGCGUGCUUUCGAACUGCUAGGUUGGCAGGAGCUGGGGCAGAGCAACGGGAGAUCACUCCAUCACAGGGAUUCGAACCUCCAGCCUUCUGAUCAGCAAGCCCAAGAGGCUCAGUGGUUUAGACCAUUUAGUCCUGCAUAUAUAAGUGACUGUAAAGGUAAAGGGAGGUGGGUGGAGCUGUGGUCUAAACCACUGAGCCUCUUGGGCUUGGCAAUCAGAAGGCUGGAGGUUCAGAUUCCCGCCAUGGGGUGAGCUCCCAUUGCUCUGUCCCAGCUCCUGCCAACCUAGCAGUUCGAAAGCACGCUAGUGCAAGUAGAUAAAUAAGUACCAGAGUGCGGGAAGGUAAAUGGCGUUUCCGUGCGCUCUGGUUUCCAUCACGGUGUUCCGUUGCGCCAGAAUCGGUAUAGUCAUGCUGGCCACAUGACCCAGAAAGCUGUCUGUGGACAAACGCGAGCUCCCUUUGCCUAAAAGCGAGAUGAGCACCGCAACCCCAUAGUUGCCUUUGACUGGGUUUAACUGUCCAUGGGUCCUUUCCCUUUUUAUAUAUCUUAGGUAAGCAAUUAAAUUUUGCAUGCCCCACUUUUAACAAACAGCAUUCGCUGUCAAAGAGGGAGGAUGGCGCUGUUGCAGCAGGAGUUUCUCUCCUGUUGGAAUGGCUUCUUGUUUUCCCCUUUGGAGAGUCAUAGAAUCGUAGGGUUGGAAGGGAUCACGAGGGUCUUCUAGCCCAACCCCCUGCAAUACAGGAAUCUAUUUGCUCAACGUGGAGCUCGAAUUCACAACCCUGAGAUAAAGUGCUUCAUGCUCUUCUAGUGACUGAGCUAUCUAUCCUGCAGGCAGCUGUCAGAUGACAAGCAUUGCCUUGCUAGUCGCAUCUCCUUUCUGCUGGUUUGGAGUUAUGAGAUUUCCCCAGUAAUCGUAGGCCCAAGGUAAGCCCUGAAUAAAGGGCGCUAUAGGGGCAGAGGGCAGAGACUUAGGCUGGAUCCUAAGCCUGAACACUAUUGCUUUCUCUCUGCCAGACUUAGGCAAGCUCAGCCAGCUGCAGCCCCACUGCUGAACGGAGUCUGGAUCUAGUGUAAUUUUACCCUAGUUUAAGUUAUACCAGCUUGCUUUAUGCCAGUGUCUUAUGUAUAGGGUUGCUUCCAUAGAGAUCCAGUGUGUACAUGGGUGUAAUUGAGUCGCUCAGCCUAGGUCUUAGCUGUCUGAUUUGAGCCAACUGAAAUCACUUUGCUGUAUAAAUAACAUUCUGCAGCAGGGACAAUCCAAAACAUUUUUUAUACCCACCUCAGAAUGUCCAAAGUGCCCUUCCCCAAAUAAAUCUAGGUUCUACAAGAUAAAUAUAUAGCAGCCCAAUGUAGAGCAUUUUCACAGUUUGGAUUUUUUUGUGCCUUGAUGUAAGCUGGAAAAAUAAUUGCAGGCUUCUUAUACAACUAUUUGUUGACCUAAAUAUUGGUAGGAAAAUGAACACUUGGCAGCAGUUUGCAUUAAGAGGCGAUUCUGCCAGCAUUAAAAGCUUUCUAGAUAAUAUUUCUUCUUUAUUUCCGUCCUUAUCUGUGUAAUAGACUUUGACUUCUUUUUAAAUAUCAAGGUGAUUGUGCUCUUCUGUAUGUCAGAAUCAACAAUGUAGCAACAGCGGUUGGAAAAGAAGCCAAGCUUCACCUCUUUCAAGCUCAGGAAUGGCUAAAGCUGCAAGAAAGCUACCAGGAUUACAGCUGUAAAGAGAGAUUGUCCAAAGCUCAGCUGAUAAGUGAGUUCGAAUGGGCGGUGGGUGUCAUAAAUAUACUGAGUCAGUUCAUAGCUUAUUAUAUGCAUCAGUUGAACAAUAGGUUUAGGAUGAAGAAAAAACUAAGAGAAGAGUUAAUGUGUUUAUAAAUUUGCUCAUGUAAACGAAAGGCAUGGAAUUGUAAGCCAAGGUACCCAGACUUAACUUCCAUACCAUGCAAGCAGUAUAUAUUGUGCCUGAUUGCAACUUAGCCUUCAUACAUGCACUCUCCUGUGGUUUUUCAGCCCCAAUUUUCAUAUUGGGGGAGCACACAUGCAGUAGCAUGCCACAGCACAUCCACACAGCAAUGUGUGCAGCAGUGUGUCUUGUGCAAGCACAUGCAACAGCAGGCUGAACUGUGUCAUGAGCAGGCAUGUGCAAUAGCACAUCAUAUAAAAAUAUGCACGGCAACACAUCAUUGCAAGAAGCAGUUCAGCACAUGCAAAAUGCACGCAGCAGCAUGUCAUCUGCCCUUUCCUCAUCCAGAAAGCAGCCUGCUCACUCUGUGACCACCAUUUUUAUUUUGGGAAGUAUCAAAACUGGCAUGAUAAUCCAUCGGGGGAAAGUUUUGUAAUUAUUGAAAAAAUGGCUUGCAUCCUAAGAUAAGUUCCCAGCCUGUUAUUCCACCAAAACCCCUCUCCAGGAAAUCAGGAGCCUUCCUAAACAAUUUUGGUUGGGAUUUAGAGGGCAAUUAGGAGGAGGAAACUUUUCUACCAUGAACUUGUUAGAAUCCAAGCUGAUAUUAAUUCUCCUCUCGGAGAUCUCCAAACUCUUACAGGUGUAGACUAUCCAGGCACAUCCAACAGGUAGAUUGUGAUCUACCGGUAGAUCAUUGGACAUCUGUGGUAGAUCACUGAUAGAUCACUGGCUCCCCCCAAAGACUCAACAAGUUUGGCUCCCCUAAAAAAGCUCAACAACUUCUUUGACCUGAACCCCCAAAAAGGAGGUAGAUCACAGCCAGUCUUUAACUCUGUGAGUAGAUCGUAGUCUCUUGGGAGUUGGCCACCCCUGGACUAUGCUCACAUUUCAAGAGUAGGAAACCUAUGGCCCUCCAGAUAAAACUGUCAUCCAUGACCUUUGACCAUUCUGGCUGGGUGGGGCUGAUGGGAGCUGGUCCAAUAGCAUCUGGAGGGCUACAGGUUUCCCAUCCCUGAUUUCAUGCCAAGUGCUUUAGGGCAGCAAUGGGGAAGGUGCGUUCCUCCCGAUGUUUUGGCCUCUAUCUCCCAUCAGCCACAGCUAGCAUGACCAACUGUCAGCGACGGUGAGAGCUGUAGUCCAAGAACAUCUGGAGGACCCCAAGUUCCUCAUUGCUGGCAUAAUGUCUGAGUUUUUAAAGUACAUGGAUAAGUCUGCAAUCCUAUAUACACAUACCUGGGAGCAAGUUCCUCUAAACUCAGUGGCAAUUACUUGAGAGUAGAUACGCAUAGAAUUGCAUUGCACAAAGUGUCUGUUUGUUUUCUAAAUAUUUGCUUCUCAUCUCUCUUAAACAUUUUAUCUCUUCAAAAUACUUGUAGACUGCUCUGCUCUCUUUACAGCUGGUUUAAAACAAAUUUCAUCACUUAAUUGUGGUUUGUCUUUGAAUAUCUUGAGUGUUAAUAUUUAGUUCAUAAGUAAGCUAGCAUAGAAUAAGCAUGCAGUGUUGUUUAGUUUCUGGGAAAAUUAAGUCAUUUGUAUCAUCCUAUCUCCCCAUACGCUACCAUGGUCCAAUUACAGACUCAUUGAAAAUGAAGUCAGCAGUUCAGAAUCUAAAGCUUAAUAUAACAUUUGUCGAGCACAAAUAUUUAAUGUACAAAAUAUUGAAGUUCCUCUUACAGUUAUUAUCAAAGAAGUGCUAAUCAUGAUCAUUCUUAAUUUUAUUGAUCAAAAUAAAGAUGUGCAAAUUAUAUCUCAGGACAGUAUAAUUAUAUAAUUGAAUUGAACAGAUACUAAAAACAUUAUUGUUGUAUCAUGUGUGUAUUUAUAUGAACAAGUCUAGUUAUAAUUGAAUUCCCCCCCCCUUUUUCCUUUCGCCCAGCCUGUCCAGAUUUUACCAUGGACAAGUAGAGAAUUGAGAAUGUGGUUUGGGGCUGAAGGCAUGUCGCUGAAUUAACACUUGAACCAGACCAAACAUCAUGAUCACAAUCUAAGCACAGCUUUGCAUUUUUAUAUCCCACUGAUUGCAAUGACUUAGUUAUGCACAUGCUUAACUGCCUCCUACUGAAAUCAAAACUGCUUAACAUGUGUAUGCAUUGAACCGUAUGGUUUUUAAGGGGUACAGGCACGCUAAAACAUGUAACACAAAUGCAUCAUGUGGAUCUGUUUUUUAAAAAGCACCUUGAUGCAUGUGCAACUGGCAAAAACUGCUUGUGCAUUCCUUAGCCAUAGAUAACCUGAAAAGUUUCUUGUUUUCUAGCAUUGUUUUAUGUCCUGUAAGUCAAAGCUUUCUGAGUUUAUUCAAGUCUGGUUCCUUUUUGCAGUGCACCUGAACAGCACAGAACAAAAUCUGACUGUGUCCCAGAUUCCGUAUCCUGACACAUGGUAUGUGUUUUAUGUUGACAAGUUUACCUGUGCGGUGAAUUAUGAGGACUCUGAAUCCGAGGAAGUUCAAUUUGAAAUGGUGUUACUAAAUCCAGAUGCGGAAGGGAAUCCUUUAGAUCACUUUAGCGCAGGGGAAUCAGGUAAGAUGUUUCUUCUGGACUUUGGAGGAAAUUGGUUGGGGAAGUGACAGGCAAAAAUAACCCAUUAAAUUGUAUACAUAGAUGUUGCUAUCCAGUUAUCUAUAGGAUGAGGGAAACAUACUUGCUUGGGAAAAGUAUAGGAUUAGUCAUAUAACAAUGACUUUGAAGUGUCUGAUAACUUUAAUUUGCCCUAAUAGAUUAGUGUUCACCCACUUUUUUAUUCCAUUUUUUUCACAAUCCAGGACAAUUAGUUCCAUUUUUGGUGCAUUCUAAUUGUGAUGUCUCAGAAGAUACAGUAACAAAUUAAUAGAAUCAACCACUUCAAUUUUAUUAUUACAUAAUUAACAUUAGUUGCUAAUAUAUAUAUGGCACUUUAGUUCUGACUGCAAUCACAGCUUUAAAGAAAGUUAUUUGCGGUUCAUUGAAUGGGCUAAGAAUUUACAAUGUAACAGAGAUAAAUGACUACUUCUUACACAGCAAAAAAAAAAAAAAUCCAGACAAGUAUAAAAGGAAAAUAAAAUAUUGAGAAAUUCAGGGACCAGGUUUCUUUAAUUCAUCUUCAUGUUACACACCAUAGAACAUGAAUAUCAUUCAUUCAAAACUGGAAAUAAGUGCAUUGUGGACUGGUUAUGCCUUUUAAAUGUUGCAGCAAUGACAUCUAGUGGUAAGAUGAAUGUUUCACACAUCUGUUGCACGGCCUCUCAAACGUUGGCAUAGUAAAAUCUCGGUGAGUCAAUUGUGUCCGCAAGUCUAAAGCAAAAGUGGAAGCUUCUUUGUUCCAUAUGAAAAAGUGGUGUUUGCAGCGUAUCCAGCAUUAUAUUUGAAGAGAAAUGUACGUCUGCCAACAGACGCCUGAGAACCUCCUCUUCAAACACUGCGAUCGCUAUCAAUAUUUGCAUCAAACAUGCUGCAAACAUCUCUUUUUGGUAUUGUGAGGGAAAAUAGAGAUAUGAGUGCAUGGGAAGCACUUUUUAUAGUGCAAACCUCUACAUGUUUACGCAGAAGUAAAUCCCAUUAAUUCAGUGACGCUUUCAAGCUAGGGUUCACAGAAGCACACCCUUGGGAAGCAAAAAUGUUUUGUGUGUGAAACGUGGCUUUGACGCUCAUUCACAAUGGAUGUGGCAUUAGCUGGGAGUGACUGACAUGCAUAUACUACUAUCCUGGCAUUUACUAUACUUCUGUAUGUGCUGUGCUUGAAACAUUUCAGUCACUUAGUGUUUGUCAACUGCUUUAGCAAAAGACAUUACAACAGUAACAGUAACAAAGAAGUCUUCGUAUAAACAGAUUUGUUGAGUUGAGAGCACUGUUCACAAAUGCCAUAUCCUCAAGGCAAACGUAUAAUGUUUGUAUUGCAAAGUCAGCUGUAUUCCAUGACUGCAAAGAGGAGCUACAUUUACCCAAAGGCUAGAUUCUUGUCACUAAGCACAGUAAGUUUCAGACACUUCUGACAAGGCACGUGUGUUUGCAUAUAUACUUUGUAAUUUCAACAGAGACGGUUGCCGGCUUAGUAAAAAUAAAGUAGGCUGCAAAUUAUUUCUGUUAUUAGACAGAAACAAGAAAAUCCAACAUCUGUCCCCAAGGUUUGUAAGCAAUAUUCAUAGUACCAGCAUCAAACUGGAAAUACUGGUGUUAUAGUUAACAGUUAUUUUAAAAUCUAUUAAGUUAUUUUGGUGAAGGAACAAAAUAUUCUUUGGUCACAUCUUAAUUGGUUCUUUGAAAUAAAUUGGUUGCAAUGUCUUGAAAGGUAGCACACGACAACAUAGGUUAGGGCAUAUCAGCAUAAAUGUAUUGCAUUAUGUUUUUAGAUGCAGCCUAUCCUGGGACCUGGGACAGGUAACAAACAUAAUUAAUGACAAGAUUCCAGCAUUUCCAGUGUCGUUAUGCUGGUAUUGUGAGUAUAAAUACGAGCCCAGUAUUUACAAUCUGCUGGGGCAGUAGUUGUAGUUUCCUGCUUCUAUUUAUUAAUAGAAAAAAUUUCCAGCUUUAAAAAAAAACAAACUAAGCUAGCAAUUAUCUGUUCAAAUUACUCAGUAUAUAGGCAUAUAUUAAUAAUAACCCUUCUUUGGAGCAACGUACUGCAGGGACCACUUUUCCCCCCUGUUCAAUAGACUCAUCUCUGCACAUCAGAGAUGAGUCGUUUUCUGUAGUACCCUUACUGGGUGAAACCCUUUUGAGUUUCCCUUUGAGACUUCUGUUCUUAAUUUAAAUUUUAUCUGGUCAGGUUGCUACUGUGUUUUGUCAUUAUUUUAGCUCUGGUAUUUUUUUGUUUUUUUAAGGGUUGGGCAUUAAAUAUCAAAGUAAAGAAAUGUUAUGUAAGGUACUUCUUCUCUUUGCAGGCCUCCAUGAGUUCUUCUUCCUGCUUGUUCUGGCAUACUUCGUCGCUGCUUGCAUAUACGCUCAGACAUUGUGGCAGACGAUUAAAAAAGCAGGGCCUAUGCACACUGUGUUAAAAGUUCUGUCGACUGUUCUGCUCUUGCAAGCCGCUUCCGCUUUUGCUAACUACCUACAUUUUUCAAGGUAAAUUUAAACCCUCCGCCUUUGGGCAUACGAAGCUGCCAUACCAAGUAACAUCAUUGGUCUUCCACAUCUAGUGCUGCCUGUGUCAGGGAUGGGGAACUUGUGGCUCUCCAGAUAUUGUUUGACAGUGAUCACCCCUGAUCAUUGGUGAUUCUGCCUGGAGCAAAUGCGGGGUGGAGUCCAAGAUCUAGAGGGCUACAGGUCCCCCAACCCUGGUCUUGCUUUGGUAGUGACCUUCCCAGGUUUCAAGAAGGAAUUUGCAUUGUCAAAUUGGUCAGAAUUUCUUUUAUUUGGAAAAGUCGCUGCUUCAAUGGCAGCUCUUGAGGCAGUUUGCUGUGGGUCUCAAUCAUGCCGUGUAUCUGUGCUUGAUCUUGGAGUUCCAGCCACUCCCUCCGAAGCUUUGGCAGCUCCUAGAAAGCAUCCUUUGACACUGCUGGACCCUUUAGAAUUCAAACUUUUCCUUUCGACUUUUUUGAGAAGGUGCUUUGCCAGUGCUCCCUUCCCAUUUCCUCACGGCAAUCUGAAUGGCCUCCGUUGCCCACAGUUGACCCAGAAGUCAUUCCUACCCAUGUUCCUUUGUUCCCUUCAGAUUGAAUCCGAAAUGUUCUUUCUGCAAAUCACCACACAAGGGUGGUAGAGCAAAAUGCAGGGUGCUGGUCUGCCCCAGCACAGGGGAACAGCAGGUUUCGAACUCGCAGGCACACUGAUACAAUUACCUGAACAACUGUGCAAAGGUAGGCUACAUGUAUCUUAGGGCAGCUCCCUGCUUUGCACAAUAAAUGUUUUUGCUACAUAUACUGCAAUACACACUGCUGUUUCCUAGAACAGCGUAAAAGACAUACAAACAUGUAAAUGUACGUUGGAACCCGGACUCACCAGAGUCUCCAUAUGCAUUCACAGGUGUGAAUGUUUUCCACACUUUACGUAAUACAUAUUUGCUGCAGGAAACACUGGUGUGUGGGUGUGCAGGAAACACAUCUAUCUCCUAAUAUUUACACCAUCCCCAGUAGAUGAUCAUCCACUGUUCUCUGUACCAAAGAGUGAGAUAGGAAAUAACCAUUUAGCAGAACUCAUUUAGGUUUUGUAGUAGGGAAUACAAUUCAGUGCUGAAAACAGGUGAAGAAACAAACUGUUGUCACUUUCCACUAUAAAGCCUAAAUAUGCUGUUCUAAAGGUGUUUUUCCACCUUAAUUUUAUUUUCUUGUAAUUAAACAUGUAUGCUUCAGCUUCCUUUCAACUCAGAUGUAUUGAUCAAUUGUCAUUAUUGUUGGUUCCUCUAGAUUUGCUGCAUUUAAACGUAACUGAGGCCUACUACUCUGGAGGGGAUGCGGGUGGCGCUGUGGGUUAAACCACAGAACCUAGGGCUUGCUGAUCAGAAGGUCGGCGGUUCGAAUCCCCGUGACGGGAUGAGCUCCCGUUGCUCGGUCCCUGCUCCUGCCAACCUAGCAGUUUGAAAGCACGUCAAAGUGCAAGUAGGUAAAUAGGUACAGCUCUGGCGGGAAGGUAAACGGCAUUUCCGUGCGCUGCUCUGGUUCGCCAGAAGCGGCUUAGUCAUGCUGGCCACGUGACCCGGAAGCUGUACGCCGGCUCCCUCAGCCAGUAAAGCGAGAUGAGCACCGCAACCCCAGAGCCGGCCACGACUGGACCUAACGGUCAGGGGUCCCUUUACCUUUUUACCACUCCGGAACAGAAUAGUAUUGACAUUUUGUUUCAGUAUUUCCCCUUUAUGUAAAAAGAGUUACAUGAAUUCAAUCAAGUGCAUUUUCUCUCUCUCUCUCUCUAUAUAUGUAUUGCUCUUUUGCCCUCCAAUUAAAAAACACUUUAAAAAGUAAGUAAAUAAAAGCUUUUAAGUUUUUGAAAGUCCUCUUCUGCUGCACUUCCACAAAAAACAACCGCCAGCUUUUCAGUGUUCUGCAGGCAACGUUUUGGACAGCUCCACUUGUUGCAAAACUUGUGGACCUAAAGAAAAAUAGGAAAUACAGUGCAGAGAAAGGCCAUUAUGUGCAGCAGCUAAUCCAACUCAGGAAUGAUGGGAGGUAUUGGCAUUGCAUUUUGGGAGGCAGGAGGCCUCCAGAUCAAUCCAAUUUGCAUGCCACUGCGCACCGCUAGCGUAGCCUCUUCUGUUAAGAAGUCAAAUCUGCUUCACAGAAAUUCAUAUGAGAAAAGCAGAAUUCUGGAGCUUCUGUGCGGAAUGCAAAAUAGUUAUAUGCUAGUAGAUUUGCCCAUUUCCUUUAUUAUUUACAAGCUGGAGGCAAACCCAGCUGAUUUUCAUGUUAUGUAUUCUUAAAGCUUUUACAAACUUAUUUCCUUUUUUUUUAAUAUCCAAAAAUAGUAUUAGUGGUGGUUGUGUUUAUGCUUUUAUGAUGCGUAUUUCUUUAGUAUAGGCUUAUUUAUCAAGCUGGUUUUCCUUUUUAGUUACUCUAAAAAUGGAGUAGGAGCACCUUUUAUGGGAAGCCUUGCAGAGUGUAAGUACAUCUUGCUUUCUUUGAGCUGGUCACAAAUGAGGACAUUGGUUUUAGGGAAGCACGUUAUCUGGAUGUUCAUAUAUCUUGUAUUACAUGAAAUGCUGAGUCUGUUGGAAAGUUAGAGUGGUUUAAAAUAUUAGAUAAAAAAUUUAAGCCACACCUAGAAACCUGUCCUUGAACAGAGUUGCAAUUCCCAGCUGCGACUGAAGGAGCCCCUGCAGCAAAUGGGGUUCUUUACCCUUAUUUAUUAAAAAUAGUUACGCUUUUUAGAACAGUGUUAGAGUCCACUCAAGCAUUCUGCUCAAAGCUAAGCCCCAUGAAAUCAGUAAAACUUCAUUCAUAUAAGUCAAUAUAGGAUUGCAGCUUAACUACAAGUUAAAUCGCUUCAGCUAAACAAAUUUCAUUUCCCCCCUUAGGGUGUUCCAGGCAGACAGUUUCUUGUGCAAAUAUUCCUGUAAAGACGUGGCACAGGUUAGACCCCACUCUGUGAUUUGCCACUGCUCCUUUCCUCACUUCCAGUUUCUUUCUCUUGCUUCCUCACAAAAGAGGUGUGCAUUUUCCCCAGAUGUUGUAGACUCAAGUCUCCAUACAGUCAUGCACGCCUUUGCUAAAUUUCUUGCAGCAAAAGCUAAACCUGAAACCUACUAUUUCAAGAUAUGCCAACACGACUCCACCCUUACAUGUGCUGAUUUUAAUUUAAUUUAAUUUAAUUUUUCUUCUAGCAUAUUGCAUAAAAUCUGUUGGGUACAAUUUUUACAAUACUGUGCUGUUUCCUGGGCUCUUGUACUUCCAGGAGGACUGUACAGUGUUAAUUGGAGCAGCCAAUGCUUUUGUUGCGGCGAAACUUACUUAAUUGCAAACCAGUGUAUCUCCUGCAAGUGCCAAGGAAAAAAACACAUUUCUGUCCCUAGCUAUUGCAACUGUUGACCUUCAGUGUACAAAAGGUGACUGUGUUGCUGUUGUGUGGCAAAUACAAUGGUACCUUGGUUCUCAAACUUAAUCCGUUCUGAAAGUCCGUUCCAAAACCAAAGCGUUCCAAAACCAAGGCGCACUUUUCCAUAGAAAGUAAUGCAAAAUGGAUUAGUCCAUUCCAGACUUUUAAAAGCAACCCCUAAAACAGCAAUUUAUCAUGAAUUUUACUAUCUAACAAGACCAUUGAUCCAUAAAAUGAAAGCAAUAAUCAAUGUACUGUACUAUUAAAUAAGACAGUAUUGUAGAUGAUAAAAAAAAAGUUUUAAAAAAAUUUCUUACCUGCACUGAUGAUAGUCAUUGUUUGGAUGGGGGGCUUUUAUCCUUUACCACAGUCGCACAACCAAUCAGUAGCUGAACAGGGUUCCACACAGUCACAAAAACAAAUGAACCAAAAAAGCCUCAAAAACAAAAACGCAAAAUAAAUGGCAGAAACAAAAGCACCAAACUUAAUCUGUUCCGAAAGUCCAUUUGACUUUUGAAAGGUUCAAAAACCAAGGCACAGCUUCUGAUUGGUGCAGGUGCCCCAGAAACAAUAGCCGACAACCACAUCGGACGUUCGGCUUCUGAAAAACGUUCGAAAACCGGAACACUUACUUCUGGGUUUUCGGCAUUUGGGAACCCAAGGCGUUUGAGAACCAAGGCAUUUGAGAACCAAGGCGUUUGAGAACCAAGGCAUUUGAGAACCAAGGUACCACUGUGCUGGAUGCAUCCGGUGACGUAGACCUUUUUUUUUUUUUAAGAUACUUUUCUGGACACCUACAGAACAGCUCUGGAUAGAUGACGUGUACAGACUCUCAAGAGGGAGGGGAAAAACAUAAGCAUGAAAUCAUGGUCCUCCUUCAUCUUGUCCCCUCUCAUUUCAGAAAUAUUUUUAUGGCAUUUUCCUUCUUCCUUGUGCGUUCCAUAUAUCUGAUUCUGGUUUAAGCGUUCCAAAAAUACGUUUAAAAGCCAUGCAAGGCUGUCGCUGCACACUGUCCAUGAUGUGGUUGCAGUGACAACCACAGUAAAGCUCUGGACCAGCCUUCCCUAACAUCAUGGCCAGUUGUUGGGGGUGAUGAAGAUCUUGCGUCCUGAGGUUGGGGAAGUCUGGUCCAGAUUAUGAAAAUUGCAUUCCUCCACUAGAGGACAUUGUGUACAGCAGAGGCUCUAAAUACUGAGGAAAAAGCCGAUGUAUACAGGAAGCUUCAUAUUGGAACACCAGUGGACAAAAUUUUAAUGAAUUUGUACUCCAAGAGUGCUGGUCAGUAUGCAUGCUAUUUAUCUAGGCUAGAUCAUCCCGCUAGUUAUAUUGAAGUGUUUACAACAGUGUUAAUUGACCUCUUAUGUAUGUUUUGCAGAAGUAAAGCCGUACAACAGGCCAUUUUAUACAGAGAUUUUUCUUGGUGGCGUAAUUCAGACAAUUCAAUUAUAUUAAUGUUCUUCCCCUUAGUGUGUGACAUAAUCUCUCAGGUGCAGAUGCUCUAUCUGUUGCUCAGUUUGUGCAUGGGAUGGACAAUAGGGAGAAUGAAGAAAUCUCAGAGUAAACCUCUCCAGUGGGAUUCCACUCCAACAUCCACAGCCAUUGCAAUAGCUGUCGUGGUAACACAGGUCUGUUUUCGCGCUGGGUGUUUGAUUUACUGUGGAAGUGCUUUGGGGGGUAAUUAAGAAACAUUAAUAAGCAUAUGAUGUGGUAAUGAUCCUGCAUGAAGAGAAGAGGCUGUCUGUACUGAUGUUCCUUUGAGAAUGUUGUGAAAGGGUCUCCAACCCGAAAGACUGCAAAUGCUGCUGUCGAUGGUAGUGAUACAGAUGAUUGAAAAACUCUUCAGGAGAUCUCUUGCAGAGGAUUUAAUGUAAUACCUAGCUCCUGAAAAAGUAGCAGCCCCGAGUACCUGGUUGUACAUUUUCUAAAUCCUCACUGAUGGCUAGGUAUUUCCAGGGUCACUCAGAGUCUCUCCUUUAGCUACACUGAUACACUGUCCAAAGUGUGAAAUGGGAAGUCCCUCAUUCAAAUCUGCUCUUAAUCAUGAACUUCCUUUGCUGUCUUAAGCCAGGGGAAGCCAGCCUGCCCCCCUCACCCACCCAAAUGUUGUUGGACUAAAAUCCUCAUCAGCUCCUGACCAGUCGCAUGGCAAAUGGUCAGAGAUGGUGGAAUUUGUAGCCCAGUGUCUAGAGGGCACCAAGUUUGCCACCGCUGCCACAGGCAAACUGUUUUUCUCUUCAUACCAGCAUUGGCUUACUAGUUGCCAAAGUACAGUGGAUACGAAUUAAAUUUGUUCCUGGGAUCCGUCCACAACCCGAAAUGUCCGUAGGCAGAGGCGCUGCUUCUGCGUGCGGUGAAACCCAGAAGUAUACACUUCCGGGUUUGCUGCGUUCGUAACCCGAAAGUUGCGUAUCCAGAGCGGUAUGUAGCUAGAGGGUCGACUGUAAUUGAUCUGCCACCGUCCCCCACCCCCCAGCAACUCUACCAAAUUCAAAUAAAGAUUUGGUAACUAUUUUGUCCACCUCAUCACAAGAAAGGAAAAGGCCAAUGUUCUCAAAAGCUGUGAGGAAAAUUUCACAUGUGAAUGUUUCAUGUCUUUUGGGGGGUGAGGGGAAGGUAUGCAAUGUUCCAACUGAUCAGUUACCCAAAGAUUUCAUGAGAGCCUAUAGACGGGAUUCUUUUCUUUCUCAUUUUUGGCAAAAUAUACUUCUUGGACUAUUGUCUAGAGCAGUGGUGAACAAACUCUUUUCUUUCAAGGGCUUCACACCCUUAGGGUAAUCUGUGGGAGACCGCAUAUUGGCACCAAAGGUGGAUGGAACUGCUUCUCUUUUAUUCCUCUUUUUACCACCCCGUUCUCUCCCUUUAACUCCCUGGUUUUCCCUUGUUACCUGUAUGAACUCAGGGUGCCAUGGGAUUAGGACUUGAUUUAUCCACCCCUGAUCUAGAGAAUGAAGACAUAUGUCUCCGAGCAUUCAUUCAUUCGUUGGCCUUCUGUGCUUCAUAUAUUGAUGGGCAUUCAGCAGAAAAAAACAGUUCUCACCUCUCAGACAUAUGCCUCUGAGAACCCCAUUACAACAUGUGGCCCUGAGCUGGUACAUGUAUUAUAUGCGCACCAGCCAUGAUAAGUGUUGUCUGCCAUUUAUUUUUUACUGUGAUCUCUCUCUCUCUCUCUCUCUCUCUCUCUCUCUCACACACACACACACACACACACACACACACAGGUACCGUAUUUUUCCAUCUUAUAGACGCCCCCAUGUAUAAGAUGUCCCCUAUUUUGAUAAUAUUUUUUAGGAAAAAAGCCUAGUCUUAUACAGGGGAAAAUACGGAAUAUUGAAAGAUUAUAUUACUUUUUAAACAAACAAGCUAAAUGGGCACAGGUGAAAGGUUUCCUUCUCUGACAUACUUCUAAUUAUUUCUAAACCAAUGCUUGUUUAUUUCUUCUCCCAAGGCUAAAAAGCCCACUCACAGAGUUCUCUUGGCAAGUGCCUGUCACACCUCAUAGAAGCCUGCAUGGUGUUGUCAACAGAAGGAAUCUGCCACUGAAUUGGGACCCCAUAAUUGAAGCAAAAUUAUCCACAUCAGUCCCAAACAGAGUCCUUGAACUUUUGUCCACCCCUGACCACCUCACAUCCUAAAAAGAUUGUAUUAAAAAACAAAAUUGCUGACUAGAAUCUCAGUUUUAUUGAAGAGGGCUUCAGUGAAUUGUACUCUUUUUGUUCCUCCUUCCUCUCUCCCCACUGCCUAGACUAACAAUGUGGGGCCAUCAUAUAUUGUUUUUAUACUGUACAAAGUUAUAUGAAAAAAGAUCCAUCUGGACACUAUCUUCUAAUUGUGUUCCUUGUUCUUUUGCAGGGCAUUUUGCUAAUUUGGGAACAGUUUGAGGAUACAAAUCAUCACAGCUACCACUCACACCAAAGUUUAGCAGGCGGGCUUCUCAUUGGCUUGAGAAUUUGCCUAGCUCUGUCGCUUGGCUGUGGACUUUACCAGAUCAUCCGAAUUGAGAGAAGCACACUGAAAAGAGAAUUCUAUAUCACCUUCACAAAAGUAUGUGCAUCAUAUAGAAACUCAGUGUAUUCUUCCAGAGCGCUAUUGAGUGCAGUGUCUAGUUUGGAGGAAAAUAAAACAGUGCAAUCUCAUAUGUACUUACAAAUGUUUCAUUGUGUUUAAUGGAGCUUAUUUCCAAGUUAUUGUGUACAGGAUUGUAAUUUGAGGCUACAAUCCUAUGCACACUUACAUGGAAGUAAACCCCAUGGAACACAGUGAGACUUCACUUCUGAGUACAUACAUACAUACAUACCGUAUUUUUCGCCCUAUAGGACGCACUUUUUCCCCUCCAAAAAUGAAGGGGAAAUGUGUGUGCAUCCUAUGGGGUGAAUGCAGGCUUUCACUGAAGCCUGGAGAGUGAGAGGGGUCGGUGCACACCGACCCCUCUCGCUUUCCAGGCUUCAGGAAGCUAUCUGCAAGCCUGGGGAGACUGGUGGGAGUUCCUGCCGGGCUCCCAAGGCUUGCAGAUAGCAGCCUGUUCUGGGGGCUGGGGUCAGGGGAAACUCGGGCACCCCCCGCCCCAGCCCUGCGCCUGGGGGGGAAAUAAUUUUUUUCCCUUUAUUCCCCCCUCCCCCCCAAAAAAACUAGGUGCGCCCUAUGGGCCGGUGCGACCUAUAGGGCGAAAAAUACGGUACAUACAUAGGGUUUGGUUAAGCAAGGUAUGAUGUUAUACAUCAAGACUCUCAUAAUGUUCUAUGGUUUGAUGCAGAAGAGCACUUGGUAAGUUACAGAACGUAUUUUAACGUGUGAAAUGAAAAUGAAAAUAUGUAACUAGAGAUCUGUUAAUGGACAGAGUGACUUUUAGUACUGACAGAUGAUGAUGAUGAUUAUAACUUUCCUAAACAGGGCUGCCUUUAGGUGUCUUCUAAAGUCAGAUAGUUGUUUAUGUCCUUGACAUCUGAUGGAAGGGCGUUCCACAGGGUGGGUACCACUACCACUAAGGCCCUCUGCCUGGUUCCCUGUAACCUCACUUCUCGCAGUGAGGGAACCGCCAGAAGGCCCUCAGAGAAGGACCUCAGUGUCCGGGCUGAACGAUGGAGGUGGAGAUGCUCCUUAGCUGAUAGUGGUCUUUCUUCUUCUUUCAGGGCUGUCUUCUGUGGUUUUUGUGUCACCCAAGUCUUGUAUCCAUAUCUCUAAUGUUAAGAGAUUACCAGCGAGAGAAGGUAGGUAGAUACAGCAUAAUAAAACUUGAGUCAGUUACCGAAUGAAGGCUUAAUUGUAUGCAAGACUUUGGAUUGUUAAACUCUUGAUAAGUAAUGGGAAUUUCUGAAUCUAUUUUUUUCCCUGUAGCCCACUUCAAUCAUUCCACAUGAAGAAGCAACAUGUAUAGAGGGGAGUUGUGGGACCCCCCUCCCUUCCCCUAGCAUAUCAAGUUCCCCUGGCCCCACCAGUCAUGUAUUAGUGUGGAUGCUUGAGGCAGGGAAAUCUGUGCAUGUUGACUUCCUCAUAUCCUGGAACUCUAAUUGUGCAAGUUCCAGGAAAGCCUGAAAAACGUGAAUGGCGGGGCCAGAGGGAACUGCACAGUCCCUUGCUACCCGUGUUGCCCCUUCAUGUGUGUAAUGUAUGCAGGCAGCUUUAGAAUUGUGACGUUAAGAGAUCCCAUGAAAUACUACAUGAAAUUGUGUUUUAAGAGAUCUGGCGAUUCCCAAGGUGAACUUCUAAACUUGAAUUCCUGAGUAGGUCCAGUAAAUUUCAGGUGAAUAUUUUGUUCUUUCUACAAAGCUCUCUUCUUUGUUCUCUUUUCCUUUCAUAUUUCAGGUCAUUACCGUAGGCGUCAUCCUCUGCCAGUUGUUCUCCAUGGUCCUCCUGUACCGACUCUUUGUUUCCCAUAGUCUGUACUGGGAAGUGUCCUCCCUCUCUUCAGUAACACUGCCACUUACUGUAGCAUCUGGACAUAAAAGUCGGCAUCAUUUCUGAGAUGCAUCUGGGAGAUCCGUUGACAAAUGUGCAAUAAAGACUUGGAAAUGUGCAGCUAUUUUCAGCAGUGAAUCCACCACAGAGGAUCUUUGGGAGAAACGAAACAAUCAAAAUACAGAAUUACACUGCUGCAGGAGCUGAACGAGUGCAGGUAUGAGGCAGAUUUUCUCAAAAAUUGUGAGAAAGCAUCUUGGAUGAAGUCAAAGAAAAUUCUUAACCUCGGUGUUUUCAUUUAAAAACUGCCUCAUCUUAUGUUGGAACUAGAUCCAAAUUGUCAUAACUACAAGCAUAAAUGGAUCACAUAGACCACUUUUGGAAUUAAAAUAAUAUAUUGGUUUAAAGUUGCUUUGAAACAGUGCAAAUUGUGCAAAAGUUUAAAAGGACUUGAAAAUUGUAAUAGGUCCAGGAAACCAGUGUAAAAUGUUUACAGCAAACUGUAGCACUCAUUAUUUGUGUUUUUGAAAACGAAAAGAAAAAACACUUCCUUGCCUUGAGAUUUGGAUGCAGUUCAGAUUUCAGCUUGAUUACCAAUUGCUUUUUACACACCAUGUUUGUGACAAAUGUUACAAGAGCAUAAGGGUGAUGGACUAACUUGAGUUCUGCUUUUUAAAAAACAAAAACUUGGCAUUGUUAAGGUUAUAAAAACAGCAGGCUAGCAUCUCCUAAACUUGGGGGGGGGGGGGGUAUGCGAUGCAGCACUAGAAUUUUAAUCCUGAUAUAAUUCAUUACUCUUACAUUGAGGAUUCAAUCAUAAUUAAGCCAUAUUCACAGAUUAAAUUAACAGAAGCAUUUCAAAUAAAUGUUAGUUUCAGUCAUCAACUACCCAUGAAUUCCUGCCCAAGGAUACUUAAUCAGGAUUAAAUUUUCUAUGAAUAAUUGAAAAACAAAAUACUCACUGGAUUUGUUAUAAUCCAUGUUGGCAGUGGGUUCUAAGUAGUUGCCAUCUCCCACCCAUUGUAGAAGAAGCACACUUUGAAAUGAUUCCUAGCAUUCAGACUGCCAUUGUAAAUAUAUACUCUUGUUGAAGUGCCUAUUUAUUGCUCAAGACUGAAAUAAUUUGAAUGACUUUUGCUAUAUAAAAUAAACAUUCCUGUUAAGU